CAAAUGCAGAAGAGUAUUAUACACAUCAGAUUCAGGAAAAAUGGAUUUCUUUAGAGAACUUCGGGGUAACCAGGGUAGAGAAGAGGAAGAGGGUGUGAUUUCAGUGGAACCCAUUGCGAUGAUAAUGCCAUUGGAACUACAAGAUUUGCCAGAAACUAUUACGCCAGAGAGCAACGAUGGUGCCAGCGCACAUGGUGACUCUACUAGUCACCAUUUUGUAGCCUCUAAAGGUUUGUCUUCAGAGGGGACGUCUAGUGAGGUGGGAGAUGAGGGAGAAAGCGCUAGCAGUUCUUCCAUGGAGCUUGUGGAGGCAGGUGUGCCUAUAUUUACAAAGUGGGAUGGUAAAACUGUCAGUAGAAGGUUGAGCAAUAUUCAGAAAGCACCAAAAAAUCUACCCGCUGGAUUCAAGUUCAAGGCAGCGCUCUAUCAUGAGGUAGCAAAUAGUGCGGCUACCAUUAAACGGUACAAAAAAUUGGAGAUGGUGAGACAGUACCAAAUCUCUAAAACAAUUUUGAUACGAAUUGGCAUGAAGAAUGAAAGGGCGUGCUUAGUGUCUGGGAUGGGAUGGGUGCCAAUGUACGUAGAUCAUUUUGACACCUGUCUACAUUUUCCUCUACCCGGGCUAAUUUUUUAUGUUCUGGUAGAGUACGAGCUGGCCCUAACGCAGUUGACCCCCAAUAGCAUAAAGUUUGUUCGAGACAAGGUGGUAUUAUAUCUCCAAGAGGGAGAAGAUGAUUCUUUUUACGAAUAUAAGGAGCAAAGUAGCGACGUGGAAGAGAUAGUUCAUUUAGGAGAAAUGAGCAGCAUACUUGAGAGGGAACAUCAACGAGCUCAAAGCUCGCGUAACCGUGGAGCGAGGUCUAGCUUGCAAUGGCAGACUCGCUUUGACGAACAACCGCCUAUUGCGCCAUCCCGAUUGCAUAACCUAAGGGCUUCAGUUACAUCAAAACUGAUUGCCAAUCUGCCAUGGUGCAAGGCGUUCAGCUACGCGGUCGCACUUUUUGAGUGCGAGCAAGGGGUACGCGGGCAAAAGCGCAAGCUUAAAGAGAGCUGCAAACAGCUGACUUCUAAGAAAGCAAGCUUGGAGGACGAGGUUAGCCGCUUGCAAAGCUUUGAGAUGGCCAAAAAAGCUGCGUCAGCUAAGAGCCAAGCUGACGGGUUGGCCAACCAAGUGAGCGAGCUGAAAGAGGAACUGGAGAAGGCUCGAGCUAAAAGAGACAACGGGAUUCAAGCCAUAAAGGAUGAGGUUGGCUGUGCUAGGGACCAUGCCAAAAGAGUGGAACUUGAGAGGGACAAGGCUCUUUACAAGCUAAACUCCUUAAAGGAGAGGGUGGUUGAAGCCAACUGGAAUGUUGCCUGAGCUAAGGCAUCGCUUGACAAAGUCAAAAAGUCUCACUAGUGCUCUGUAUGCAUUGCACGAGUGUAAGGAGUAGAGUGGUUGGUCGACUCUAAUAUGUUUCAAGACAUUGUGGCAAUCGCCUUAGCAAAUACCACCACAAAGAUCUACAAUGAAAUUCGUGGGAAGGU
This is a messenger RNA of Rubroshorea leprosula, 1527 nucleotides long. NCBI's taxonomy places the organism in Eukaryota, Viridiplantae, Streptophyta, Magnoliopsida, Malvales, Dipterocarpaceae. The record is from the annotation of a GenBank genome assembly.